AUGAUCUGCACCUUUGAAGGCUACAGCGAUACAGUUUUCCUUCGCAAGUUUUACUGCGGGGACGUCUACAGGGCUGUUUCCAUAGGCAAUGCACGCCCAUGUAUUCUGUACCGGAUUGACCUCGAAACCAUAGAUGACGAGGCUCUGGAGAACGUUUCCAGGGACUACCGCUUUUGCUCCCAACUCAGCUGUCCCUUCAUCAGAAGGUACACGCGAAUACUAGAAGAGAAAUCGACGGUGAUCUUAGAGUCUGAGGACUGUGCCAACGGGACCCUUGAGCAACUUCUUGCCGACCAGCGCAACGGUCUUGCACAGAUGCCCAUCACAGAAAACCUCAUCUGGGAGAUCGCUGCUCAACUGCUAAAGGCUCUGGAGUACUUGCACCAUCCGGAGCCGUCGGACCAAAGUGCUCCCGAAGCAGAGUCUAUGCACUCUCCUAUCGUACAUCAUAACAUUAAUCCUAGCUGCAUUUACUUUGACUCGUCAGGUAAUGUAAAGCUCGGAGGCUUUGAGCACGCGAAGACAGGCCCUUCGUUCACUCGUGGCUUUCUAGCUAUCGGGAGCUCAUACCACAUGGCUCCGGAAAUGGCUCAAGGGGAACAGGGGGCGACAUACACCACGAAGAUCGACAUCUGGUCUCUCGGGUGUGUACUGCUGGAAGUAGCGACUAUGAAGCUUCCGCCAUUUGACCCCCGAGAAAUUAUGGGAACACCUCAGGUCUUUAUAAAGGAUUUCUCUUUUCAGCUCAGUCGUUUCAUUCAUAGAUGCCUUAUCUUUGACCCUGUCAUACGACCAUCUGCGAAGGAUCUGCUUACAAACUGUGAAAUUAAGAUAGCACUUGAGCGACUGGUCAACAGUGCCAGUAGAUCUCAGCAGAAAGUAGACGCUUUGAAUAAUUAA
Messenger RNA from Giardia duodenalis, 900 nucleotides. Its product is annotated as Kinase, NEK. Gene Ontology annotation, biological process: protein phosphorylation. The record is from RefSeq and is a predicted model, not a curated record. NCBI's taxonomy places the organism in Eukaryota, Fornicata, Diplomonadida, Hexamitidae. Bases 1 to 900 code for a protein of 299 amino acids. The transcript has a single exon. Gene Ontology annotation, molecular function: ATP binding; protein kinase activity.